This is a messenger RNA of Puccinia graminis f. sp. tritici CRL 75-36-700-3, 306 nucleotides long. RefSeq lists its product as uncharacterized. Lineage: Eukaryota; Fungi; Basidiomycota; Pucciniomycetes; Pucciniales; Pucciniaceae. The coding region runs from base 1 to 306 and encodes 101 amino acids. The record is from RefSeq and is a predicted model, not a curated record. The transcript has 2 exons.
AUGCGUGUUUGUGCGCUUCGGUCAGCGCCGGUCGACACGGGGAUCAUUUGCGUCCUCGGUGUAGGUUUCAUCUUAUCUUUCAGGAUUGCUUUGUAUUGUAAGCCGGAGGACCACAGUCGCAGUGCACUCAUCCCUGUUGGACACAGGGCAACUGAAGUCGGGAGUUCUACAACUACAAAAAAACCUACUCUGCGGGAAGACACGGGCCUACUCUUGGGCCCAGUCUGGGCAGUGAGCACCGUGUAUCUCGGCUUGGAUCCUCAAGCCGGGACAUUGGUCGCGAAUCAUGAUAAACUGGCUAUGUGA